Vanessa atalanta (red admiral) is the source of this 2498-nucleotide messenger RNA. Its product is annotated as beta-1,4-N-acetylgalactosaminyltransferase bre-4-like. Bases 230 to 1210 code for a protein of 326 amino acids. Lineage: Eukaryota; Metazoa; Arthropoda; Insecta; Lepidoptera; Nymphalidae. Gene Ontology annotation, biological process: glycosphingolipid biosynthetic process; carbohydrate metabolic process. Gene Ontology annotation, molecular function: N-acetyl-beta-glucosaminyl-derivative 4-beta-N-acetylgalactosaminyltransferase activity. The transcript has 4 exons. The record is from RefSeq and is a predicted model, not a curated record.
UCCAUGUCAGAUAAAAGAUAGGUUACGAUUUAAAUAAUAUAUACCUUUACCGGCGUUGGUAUAAUUCCGGAAGUUGUUCGCUGGAAACGAUAAUGUAUACUUACGAAAAAUAACUAGUAAACAUACCCCAAAAUAAUACAAAACAUAAAUAUAAUGUGUUGAUUCUUAAACUUUGAUUCACACUGAGCUUUGUUAAAUUUAUUAACAACCUGUUAAUAAAAUUCUACAAAUGCCUAAAUGGUCUCUAGUUCAAAGGUUACUGCAAGUACGACUUUCAACAUGUCUCUUUAUUACAUUAUGUCUUAUCGCUGUAAUCCAAUUCUUCGCAUCAUAUGGUUACUACAGAUACGAUCAUUUGGCGCAAGAAAGUUUGCGCCAUCAUCUUUACGUACAACAUAAUCCUAAGCUUAUAACAAAGAAAUCAAAACCAGACUGUAGAUACAAUGAUAUUCUACAGAAUUCCAAAUCGGUACAUAGUUGGGAUAUACCGAGAAAAUUUAAUGAUUUUUUACCAAAUGGCAUAAUAAAUGGGAGCUAUACCCCUGAAGAUUGCACACCUCUCUUUAGUGUUGCUAUUUUAGUAACAUACAGAAACAGGCAAAGUCAAUUGGACAUAUUUAUUCCUUACAUGCAUAGCUUUUUGAAAAAACAAAACAUACAUUACAAAAUAUAUGUAAUUGAACAACAAGAUGAAAGACUAUGGAAUAAAGGCUUACUAUACAAUAUUGGAGCGAAGCAAGCUAUGCUAGACAAGUUCCCCUGUCUUAUCUUGCAUGAUGUUGAUCUCUUACCUCUCGAUGAAAGUAAUCUCUAUGUGUGCCUAAAACAACCUCGGCAUAUGAGUGCAAGUAUAGAUAAAUUUAGAUUUGUACUAAUAUAUAAAUCACUGGUUGGUGGUGUCUUAGCAAUUACAUCAGACCAGUAUAAGGAGUUGAAUGGCUUCUCGAAUCGAUUCCAAGGUUGGGGUGGAGAAGAUGAUGAUUUUGCUGGGCGAAUUUCAAAGCACAAUCUUGAAAUAUUGAGGUUUCCCCCACACAUGUCAAGUUAUACAAUGCUACUUCACAAACAAGAACAUAAAAAUGAUGACCGCCAUCGCAUUAUGGAGGAGAAUGAACACAACUCUCAAAAAGAUGGAUUAAACUCAAUUCGAUAUAGAGUAAGCAACAUUAAAACUCACAGACUGUUCACAAUGAUCAAAGUGAGAUUAUGAUUCAACUGUUAGCUGUUUAUUGACAUAUAAACUAAUUAAAAUUAAAAGAUUGAAAGACAUUUAACACAGUCUCAUGUGUGCUACCUACACAGAAUUUUCAAAACAUUUUUAGAUAAUUUGAUUUUCGUCUCAUCCUCAGCAAUGGAAAACUACACCAUACAUCCAAGUUUCCCUAUUGCUAUCUUAUCCAAGUUCAAAUUAGGCUUUAUCUGUCCAGAAAUACUUACACAUGUGUACCUUUGGUCCUGGCCUGUCCUCGUUCAGUUAGUGUAGAAUUGCGGUCUUCAGUUUCAGAGUAAGGGAACAGUGUCAAUGUUUCCAACCACACAGGACAUUGAUUAUAUCGUAGGUAGGUUUUUGUAGGGUUUAUAUAAAUCAAUUCAUACUGAUCAAUAUUUGAAUGUCUUAUUAGAUAAAAUUAUGAAAUUCUCUUCUAGUCUUAAAAUUUGUUGUUAAAUUUUGUAUAUGUUUAAAAAGAUCAAAGAAACAUAUAUUUAUUACGUAAUUCUAUUAGUGGUUAAAACUAACAGUGUUUGUAAUUAGAUCUACAUAUAUCUCAGAAUAUAAUAGUUACGUGUUCUCAAAUACUCAAAUAUUGAAAAAAUAUACAUGAAAGAUUAAAAAUAUUAUGAAUAUAUUAAAGUUAUUAUUGAAUUUAAAAAACAACUUGUACUUUCGUACAAUGAAUACACUGCUGCAAUCAGUGAAUUUGUAUAUUAACUGUUUUCACUAUAGUAAUGUGCAAUUGGCAAUCUCUCGAAUACUGAUCUUAAUACUCGCGUUGUAUCUCGAAGCAUUUGACACUAAAGUCCAUUCACGUGCACGUGACGUUCAUUAAUUAUUUAAUUUUUAUGAUUUUCGUACAUGUACGGGACUCGACUCGCUUAAGUCUAACCGCGUGUAUCGACCAAUGAGGAACGUGUACUUUAUUCCCUCGGAGUCCGAAUAGUGGAAUGGACUGUAGGCUAAAUAAUUGUGUCAUAAAUAUUACUCAAAUGUACUGUACAUAUAAGUCAAAGCAAUAACUUAAGAUCUAUCUUGUGUUUCGCACAAUCUUUUAUAAAUUUAAAUAUCUUCUGCACCAAAGUAAGUGUCACAUGUUAUGCAAUAACUCACUUAGUCAAUGUUGUACACUUAGGUUUAUAAAUCAAUCUCACCAUAACAAUUAUAACAGUUACAAAUCUAAAUGGUCCCCAAGACUCAUUUGCAACUUCUAAAGAUAAUUGGAGAAUCAAUCGCCUGUCAUUUGAAACCUCUCACUUAAACAUUGUAGCAAAUAACCGUUUUG